AUGGUCGAACUGCCCAGCGAACGGGUCGGAUUUAGCCUGAGAGAGAAUUUGAAGGGUUUCAUGGCACCGUUUGCCAGAUUCGCGUUGACUUACAAGACUCCGGAGGAGUGUCCCGAGCACACUGUGCCAUACCUAAACCGAGAGCAACUAAAGGCCUUGGGAUACUACCCAAACUCGGUGGAACGCAGCCUGUCUGGCAUGAGGAUCUGGCACCUAUUUCUUCUUAUUAAGGGGACGAUAUUUUACUGUUCAAUGUUAUACGCCGUUUCCGAAUCCUUGGAGGACAUCGUAGAAUUGGGACGAGAUCUCGCAUUUAUAAUUGCGACGUUUUUUAUAUAUUUCAAGGUAGUUUUUUUCCUUCUGUAUGCCGAUGACGUUGACGAGCUAAUCGAUGGCCUCGAGGAGUGCUAUCGUUCGGAGAGAAAGGGUUCGGCUGCUGCAGGAGUGAGAUCUGCGAAACGUUUGCAUUAUCUGAUCAUCGUCGGAAUGCAAAUAAUUUGGAUGGUUUCCAUGGUCGUCUUUAUAGUGCUAUUGAUUUCUACACCCAUUUGGACACAGCAGGACCUGCCGUUCCAUGCUGCCUACCCGUACCACCUGCACGAUCCAUCGAGGCACCCGAGAACACACAUUCUCAUCUAUAUAUCGCAAUGUUUCGACAUUCUGUACUUUCUAAUGUGGCUCACUUUUACCGAAUGCAUGUCUGUGUCCAUUUAUUCGCAGCUUACGGCUGCUCUGAGUGUCCUUUGUGUUGAACUUCGGCACCUCCAACAGUUCUGCGAUGGGGACGAGGAUCUCAUGCGAUGGGAGAUCCAUCGUCUGGUCAGGUUUCAUCAGAAGAUAAUCAGUCUGAUUGAUCGAAGCAAUGAGAUAUUCCACGGCCCUUUGAUUAUGCAAAUGAUUGUCAACUUUUUGCUGGUCUCCCUGUCGGUGUUUGAGGCAAUGAUGGCCAGGCACGAUCCAAAAGUGGCUGGCGAGUUUAUAGUUCUGAUGCUUAUGGCCCUGGGUCACCUUUCGAUGUGGACAAAAUUCGGGGAUAUGAUGUCGCAGGAGUCGCUGGACGUGGCCGAGGCUGCCUACGAGGCUUACGACGCAAAUGUUGGUACCAAGCGAAUCUAUUGGAAUAUUCGCUUUAUAAUUAUGCGUGCACAGACACCAUUGAUAAUGCGAGCGACCCCCUUUCCGAUCUUCAAUAUGGCCAACUACAAAGCCAUACUCAACCAGUGCUAUGGGAUCCUCACGCUAUUGCUGAAUACUUUGGACUAG
Molecule: messenger RNA, 1263 nt
Organism: Drosophila obscura
Lineage: Eukaryota; Metazoa; Arthropoda; Insecta; Diptera; Drosophilidae
Product: odorant receptor 65a-like
Exons: 5
Coding region: 1-1263 (420 amino acids)
Biological process (GO): sensory perception of smell; detection of chemical stimulus involved in sensory perception of smell
Cellular component (GO): plasma membrane
Molecular function (GO): odorant binding; olfactory receptor activity
Source: RefSeq, a predicted model, not a curated record